Molecule: messenger RNA, 1258 nt
Organism: Dimorphilus gyrociliatus
Lineage: Eukaryota; Metazoa; Annelida; Polychaeta; Dinophilidae
Source: the annotation of a GenBank genome assembly
UAUGAAAACUGAUAUACAAUCAUCGGACGAAGGAUUCUGCGAUAGUCCAUCGUUUCCAGUAAAAUGUCGUUCGCCAGCGUUGUUACCGGAUAAGUUAAGAUUAAGACCGAAGAAAUUCACUAAAGAAACGCUUAUACCUAAGAGAGGACCUAUGAAAGCUUGGCAGGAAGACGCUUUUGAACUACUUGAAAAAGCUGGUGGACAUCAAACAGAUAAUCUAUCGGCUUUAGCUAAGGAAUCUUUAUUUAUACGUUUUGACCCUCUUUUACAAGACGUUGCAAGUCCCCUCUUGAAAGAACGUGCCCGAAAAGCAGCCGAAGCUUUAAGAGAAGAAGCAGCUAAACAGGACAAAGGAAGGGAGGUUGAAGAUAUCGAACAAGAUUUAAUGUCGAUGUCCAGUCCUGCUGGAGUUGGAGACGCUACUUUCGUCAGAACUAAAAAAGCUCCAGUAUCGAAAAAUCUCUUAUCACAAUUUGGAGAUUCGAAUACACAGUCCCAGCAAACUGGUUCUUUGUGUACAUCAUGGUUAUCAAGUGUUAGUCAGUACAACGAACAGGAUAUGCUCUCGUCCAGGGAUUCAUUAGAGGACACCAAUGUUACCGAAAAUACUAUUACGCAAUCGAAAAGUGAUGACAGCGGUGCUAUCGUUGCUACUCCAAAUGGUUUAAGUCAAGUUGACAUUGAUAGAGUACGGCAGGAAGUUAUGCUUGAAAUGAAAGGCGAAAUGUUAGCUCAGACGAAAGACUAUGAAAGCAAAUUAGAGGAAUAUAGAAAAAAAGAGCAAGAAUGGGACCAAGUUACAGAGUAUCAAUACAAUGUUUUAACAAACUUGACAAAUGCCUUAGAAGCUAAGGAUGCUGAGGUUUUACAAGCUGCAGAAGAUGUUCAACGGUUUGAACGUGCACUCAGUGAAACAACAUCGUUAUAUUCCGAGUUAAAAUUGAAGUAUCAGGAUGUUAGUAUGAAAAAUAUAUCGUUAACAGAACAACUACGAGAAUUGCAAAUUCUAUUGCAAGAGAGAAUGAAUAAAUACGAUAAAUUAACUGAAGAAGCUGAUGAUAAAGUUAACCAAGUCCAACAAGACUUUGAAGCAUUAGAAAGUGAUAAAAACAAGGAGAUCGAACUCCUAAUGAAGAAAAUUCGAAUGAUGGAAAUGAAAGAAUCUAGUUUGCAAAAUGAACUAGCUCAAAAGAAAAAGGAUUUAGACGAGCUAGCUAGAAUUUGUGAUGAACUGAUUUCAAAAGGAAGAACGUCCUAA